UUUUCAGGAAGUGAUGUCGUCAUCCACCUUUUGAUAUAAAUACCUGUCUGUGGUCACCUCUCAGUAUCACUUUGAACUCUGAGAGGACCACAUUGUGCUGAACUUUUGCCUUGCUGUAAAGGACCAUUUCAAUGGAUACUGAGGAUGCUUAUGAUCUGUUUACUGACCAUAACCGAGAAUAUAACAGCAGUGCACUGAGUGACAGCAGUUCUAGUCUGGAAGACUCCAACUUUGAGAAAGCUAAAGAGCAGUUUAAAGCGUCAGAUUUGCAACCUAUUCCUAGCGCUGUAAAGGCUUCUGUGGAAAAUGUCUCUAAACCAGCUAUCUGCGAGAUGUGUGGAAUAAUUGGAACACGUGAUGCCUUCUUCUCAAAAACGAAGAGAUUCUGCAAUGUCUCCUGUUCACGCAGCUAUUCAUCCAACUCCAAGAAAGCCAGUAUUAUGGCUCGGCUGCAGGGAAAACCACCCACAAAGAAGGCGAAGGUACUGCACAAAGCUUCCUUAAAUGCCAAUUUUGGGGUAUUCCUGAAUUCUCAAGACACGGGGCAACUGGUGGAUCGAAGACUCACAGGACAGAAUGCUGUAGCUGUGGGCUUCGACUGGGGAAAAUACAUUAUUGAAGGCGAUUACCACGCAGCGCCUGUCAACUGCUUUAGACAUGUUCCUCUUUCUAACCAGUGGGAUGACAUUGAGGAUGGAAUCAAGGUGGAGAGCUUAAACACAGAUGCAGUACUUCCCAGCCGUGUAUAUUGGAUCUCAUCUGUUAUAAGAAUAGCAGGUUAUAAGGCUUUACUGCGCUAUGAAGGUUUUGAAGAUGAUUCGACAAAUAACUACUGGUGUAACCUGGGAAUUGUGGACAUACAUCCUAUAGGAUGGUGUGCUGUCAACCGCAAGAUCCUGGUACCUCCCCAGACUAUCCACACAAAAUAUAACAAUUGGAAAGAGUUCCUGAUGAAACAACUGAUUGGAUCAAAGACUAUUUCAGCAGAUUUCCAUGUUAAGUUGGCUGAGAACUUGAAGUGUCCAUUCGUGCAGUGUAUGCGGUUGGAAACUGUAGAUAAGCUACACAUAUCUCGCAUGCGGAUAGCUGUGGUUGAUACAGUAAUUGGAGGAAGGUUGAGACUCUUAUAUGAAGAUGGAGAGAGUACUGAUGACUUUUGGUGCCAUAUGAAUAGCCCAUUCAUUCAUCCAAUAGGCUGGUCACGUAGGGUUGGGCACAAAAUCAAAUCUUCAGGAGAAAAGAGAAACUCAACCUUCUACAAGGUAUACUGUGAUGCUGUACCACACCUUUUUAAACAGGUAAGAGUUACAUAUCCAAAAGGUGUUUGUUUUGAAGAAGGAAUGAAAUUGGAAGCUAUUGAUCCUCUGAACCUCGGCAACAUAUGCGUAGCCACUGUGUGCAAGGUUCUACUAGAAGGAUAUUUGAUGGUGGGCAUGGACAGUGCGCCUUCUGUUGAUGGGUCAGACUGGUUUUGUUAUCAUACGUCAGAAUGGUUUUGUUAUCAUGCAACAUCAAGGUCCAUAUUUCCCAUAGGAUUCUGUGAAAAGAACAACAUUGAACUGACGCCUCCAAAGGGCUAUACCACAGAACAGUUUUCUUGGGGAAAUUAUAUGGAGAAAACAAAUUCCAAGGCAGCACCUACACUAUUAUUUAACAAUGACUGCCCCAACCAUGGCUUUAAACCAGGUAUGAAGCUGGAAGCUGUGGAUUUGAUGGAACCCCGCCUCGUUUGUGUAGCCACAGUGAAACGUGUGGUGCAGCGACUUCUUAGGAUACAUUUCGACGGCUGGGAUGAUGAGUAUGACCAGUGGGUGGACAUUGAAUCCCCUGACAUCUACCCAGUAGGUUGGUGUGAAUUGACAGGGUACCAGCUUCAACCACCUGUUGAUGAAGGAGAACCAGAAGAGUUUAACAAACCUAAAGAAAGCAAAAAAAAGAAAGUAACAUUUGGAAAGAAACGAAGGAAAUAUCACAGGAAAGCUUUACAGAAAACUGGACAUGUCUUGGACGGGGAUGGUACAUCAGCGCUUACUGACUCUGUAAAAAAAAAAAAGAAAUAUGUAAAGAAGUCUGGUAAGAAAACAGAUGAUGUCAACAGAGCGCCUGAAGAAUUGGGCAUUAUUGCUGUGCAAGUAAAAGAAGAACAGAUAGACCACUUUGAGCCUGGAGAAUCAAACAUGCGGGUUGUGAACAUGGACAUCAAGGAUGAGAAUAAAAAGUAAGACACUAGUAGUGUCUGGCUGAAUACGUCUAAGUACCUUCAUUUCAUGUCCAAGCUUCACUCAGCAUUAACCAGAAAAAGAAAACUGUUUAGUAAAUACUGAAUUUGUUAAAUACCGUCUCCCUUUUUUAUUUUUGUAGAAACUUAAAUAUAUACACCCUGAGUUACCUAACAUUUUUGACAAGAUAAAACUCCUUAAAUAUUUGCUAUACUAUAAUGCAGCUUACAUAUAAAACCUGCGAUAGCCUAAUCCAGUGGUUCCCAAAUGCCGUUAUCCGUGUUUGUGCACAGAUGGUAUAAUCAAACUGACUAACUGAGGUACUAAUUAAGUCACCUGUGCAUUAGCAUAGAUUAACACCUGGCCUGUUAGGGUGCCUUGAGGACCGCAUUUGGGAAACAGUGGCCUAAUCUAUUUUAAAAUGUCUACUUGGUUCUCCCAAAUAAUCUGCGACAAUCAUAUUCUAUUGUGGUACAAUGGCAACCACCGUCCCCUGGACAGUAUGAUGGUGAAUAUUUUCUUAAGUUUUGCUGCCAGAGAGAAUAUCACUUACGUUUUGUUGCCAAUGGGGGUUAUUCAAAGUUCGUAGCAGUGUUUGCUAAUUUAGCAAAAGCUGCUACAGAUAAACUCGCAUGAUGGGGCCACCCAGCUCAGGGCAAGGCAUGUGUAGCACCGCCCAGCGAUGCGAUCGCUUUGCAGAAUUGGGACUUAGAGGUAGACCCCCUGCAUACGCAGCCAGGCUGCCUGUACAGGUGGUGCGGCGCCAUGUUUCGCAUGGAACACAGGUUACAUCAUCGAGCCACCCUGAAAACGCCCAUGACAUGCCUGUGUUUCCUGCUCCACUCCCCCCCCCCCAACGCAGCGUCACCACCUCUGACCGCCUGCCGCCUGUCAGUCACAAUGCAAUUUCAUGCUUCCAGGAUGCCAUUGCAUUGUGAAGGGUCACACACGCACAAUGCAAUUGCUACACAUGCGCAGAUGGGCGAUAAGUGUCUGUCUGCAUUUUUAGCAAGACAGCGAUCAGGUCUGAAUAAUCCCCAUUGUCAGCAGUAUCUUUACAGUGAUAUCAGGGACUUCAAACUACCAGUAUCAUGUAUCAGAAAAGCAUUCAAAUCUUCUCAGAAGUCUUAAUUACGUCUCAGUAAAUGUUUAAAUUAUCAAGCUGUGGACUAUUCAUUAAAUAUACAUUUCUUAUAAAAGGAUGUGUGUUUCAUAUAUUUUUAUAUUUCAUUUCAAAUAAAUUGUAAAAACAAAA
This is a messenger RNA of Pseudophryne corroboree (corroboree frog), 3474 nucleotides long. It is a transcript of the gene L3MBTL2, whose product is annotated as L3MBTL histone methyl-lysine binding protein 2. Gene Ontology annotation, molecular function: zinc ion binding; chromatin binding. The record is from RefSeq and is a predicted model, not a curated record. The transcript has 18 exons. Gene Ontology annotation, cellular component: nucleus. Gene Ontology annotation, biological process: negative regulation of DNA-templated transcription. Lineage: Eukaryota; Metazoa; Chordata; Amphibia; Anura; Myobatrachidae. The coding region runs from base 132 to 2222 and encodes 696 amino acids.